GUAACUGUUAGUUUACUGUUAUUUGCCAAUGUCGUUUGAAACCGUUUAUAAUGUUGAUAUGACGUGCGAGUCGUGCGUUGAUAGUGUCAAAAAAGCCCUGGGGGAAGUCCCAGGGUUGGAGAGGUUUGACAUUGAUCUCAACAAGAAACUCGUGAGCGUUACCGGUAUUGCAGCACCGUCAACCAUCAUUCAGGCAAUCCAAGACACCGGCCGUGAAGCUAUCAUCAGAGGAACUGGUAAGCCGAACUCCGCGGCAGUCGCCAUCUUGGAAACCUUUAGAGGUGAAGCUGAACCCGUCAAGGGCCUCGCAAGAAUGGUAUCCAUCGGGGAUAACAAGUUACUGGUUGAUAUUACCCUUAGCGGGCUGCCAACUGGUACGUAUAAACCAUCUUUCAGAGCUUCAGGAAACAUUUCGAAGGGAGCAUUGACCACUGGAGACUCUCUUUUCAAGUUUGAAGACGUGAAGGUGGAUCAAACAGGCAGCGGACAGAGCUUCCAAAGCGCACCUAUGAACGUUGCAGAUCUCAUCGGGCGGUCGUUUGUAGUUGUUGAAGAGAAGCAGGAGUUGAAGGAUGCCCUUGCCGGUGUCAUUGCCAGAAGCGCUGGAGUAUGGGAAAACGAUAAACAAGUCUGUAGCUGCUCUGGUAAGACCGUCUGGCAAGAGCGUCAAGACGCGCAUGCCCAUGGAUUGAAGGUAUGAGCGAUCACCUCGAGAGAAAUGUUCUAACAUGGACUGCAUUAAUUAAUUGAUAUGUAAUGUUUUAUGUCAAGUACUUAAUAUAUAAA
This is a messenger RNA of Williopsis jadinii, 786 nucleotides long. It is a transcript of the gene CCS1, whose product is annotated as copper chaperone CCS1. The record is from RefSeq and is a predicted model, not a curated record. Gene Ontology annotation, biological process: superoxide metabolic process. Bases 29 to 700 code for a protein of 223 amino acids. NCBI's taxonomy places the organism in Eukaryota, Fungi, Ascomycota, Saccharomycetes, Phaffomycetales, Wickerhamomycetaceae. The transcript is spliced from 2 exons. Gene Ontology annotation, molecular function: metal ion binding.